Molecule: messenger RNA, 3353 nt
Organism: Hevea brasiliensis (rubber tree)
Lineage: Eukaryota; Viridiplantae; Streptophyta; Magnoliopsida; Malpighiales; Euphorbiaceae
Exons: 4
Coding region: 556-2763 (735 amino acids)
Source: RefSeq, a predicted model, not a curated record
AUGAUAUUUCAGACACUGAUCUAAUUUAAAUCUGCAAAAUAUGGCCUUCUCCCUAAAGUCCCCUCUCAAAGCAUAGUGACCGCUGUUUUACAUGGGUAUAAAUGUCUUUUCACAAUGGGUGCACCCAUCUGAAACUGCUCAUCAUAUCAUUGUCCAGAGGUGAAUAAGCAAAAUUGCUAAACUCUUAUAGUGUUAGCUGCAUGCCAUGGCUGCAAGAUGGCUUUUUAACUUACUAGACAUGAACAGAAGCUUAGCAGUCCUAUCAAUGUCUCUCAUUGCAGCUCUUUCUAAUGCUGGGGAGAGAGAGAGAGUUCACUAUCUUCACUCACCCUCAUUUUUGCUUUCCCUUUAAAAAGGCAUGCAUUCUCUCUCUCCAUAACUGCCUUUUUUUGUUUAUUAUGCUUUACUGCUGCUAUCGGUCCACUUCUUAUUCAUAGCUUCAUAAGAGACUUUGAGCGGAAGAGAUUGAUGGACAUGAUGGCAGCUACCUGCAGUUUGUUGGGUUUUUCUUUGAAUUUACUUCUGUGAGAUCUAGUGGGUGUUGUGUAUCUACCAAUGGGGCUAGAUAUGGAGUUGGAUUUUGAGAAGAGCUGCUAUUCAGAUCUGAGUCCUAACACUGUUCUUCCAUGUCGACAUUUCUCAGAUGUUGAAAAGAAAAGCACUAACAGCAAACUUACACAUAAAGAUGAUUUGUUGACAGUAAAAGAAGGCUUCACAGAGAUUGUUUUUCAUCGUUACCAUAGUUCCUCCUGUAAGACUCCAUCUAGACCUGUCGUUCUAGAAGGAAAUGUUGAGUUGAAGCGAGGUUCCAUUUAUCAAAGCUCCAGAGAGGUAAGGAAAAUGAAGAAAACGGGAGUUAACGAGGGAAGGAGAAAAAUUGAAUUGUCGCGUGAUAGUGAUACUACUCUUUCCUUUAGCAUUGUGGACUCUUUGUGUUGUUCAGAUGAAGAGCAAACACAUAAGAGAUCUCCUGUUUUGUCAGUGAAAUCAAACUUGAAUCCAACAUCUGUUAGGAAGUCUAGCAUAGAACCUUGCUCAUCAGAUGGCUUCAUUGAAAUCUGUCCAAAUUUGGAUAAGAGGGAAAAACAAUCUGCUGGAACUGUAAGAAGUGAUUCAAGUGAGAAUCCAACUUUCAGAUGUGAGCAGGUUGUUGGUCCUCUAAAUGAUGCUAAUGACCUUCUUGAAGAAGAUAUGGCUCUGACAUUCCAUAAAUCGCUUUCUGCAAAGGUAGAAACGAACCAUUCACCUUCUCCUUCACAAAGCAAUUGCUCUUCUAGGGCCAGCUCAAAGUCCCGGUUUAGUCCCAUCAAAAAGAUGUUUGAUCCAUUUCUAAAAUCCAAGUCUUUAGGGAGUCCUUUGGGUUAUAUGGCAGAAUUUGGUGAUGACAAAACUACAGGGAUAUCAAAUGUGAGAAAGAAUCAGAUUAUGAGGAAAUCUUUGUUGCAUGACUUUGCAAAUACAGUUGGGAAAUCAGAUGUAGAUUCUCCGCUUGUCCAGAAAGAUCCCCAUCAAUCAACUGCGGCAUGUUCACCAGUUCACCUGCACGGUUGUCUCAAGUUGGAAAAUAAACAUGGGGUGCCAUAUUUCGAGUUCUCAUUGGAUAGCCCUGAAGAAGUUUUUGUGGCCAAGACAUGGAACGCAAAUAAUGCUGUUAAUUGGGUGUACACAUUUCAUUCAACUUGCAGUAGAAAGAAGAGAAGUGGCUGGAGUUUGACCGAUGGUAGCAAGGAGUCCUUGGUGGGGCAAAUGCAAGUUUCCUGCUAUUUAUGCUCAGAACUAAAAAAUGGUGGCAUAUUUGACAACUCUAUGGUUACAGAAUUUGUACUGUAUGACAUAGCCCAUGCAAGACAAAGUGUUUCUUCACAAGAUUCCCUUGAUAUUGGUAAACCUCCCAGUUGUUCUAAAUCAGGCUAUGGUGGUGGAACUUAUGAGUUGGACAAUGGCUCAGAUGCAAUGAAACUAAAACAUCAAACAAAGCGUGCUUCUGGUAUUAGCAACUUUGAUUCUUCAAAUCCUUAUCCAUUGCCAUCUGCAGUUUUACAUUCAGACCUUGAAAUUGCAGCUAUUGUCAUUCAACUCCCAUUUGCAAAGAGAGAAAGCCUGAAAUACAAAAGGAGGGGUAAGAGUAGUGAUAAACUGCAUUCAAAUCUACUAAACUAUUCUAUGUUUGAGCAAAGGAGAAAAGACUUCAUAGACAGAGAAAGUCCAGACAAGUUGAAUGUCGUAAUUCCAACUGGAAACCAUAGUUAUCCAAUUGAUGAAAGCUGGGGCCCUUCUUCUUUGCUUGAUAGAUGGAGAAAAGGUGGAGGCUGUGACUGUGGUGGAUGGGAUAUGGGCUGUCCGCUAACUGUUUUUGGCAGUCCUGGUAUCAGAUGUGCUGAAGAUGAACUGCUCAUGGAUAAUCAGCGGCCUUUGGAACUUUUUGUUCAGGGAACAAAACAGAAAAUUCCAGGGUUGACCAUGAGAAUUGUUGAAGAGGGACAAUAUGCAGUUGAUUUCCAUGCACAGCUAUCCACGUUACAAGCAUUUUCCGUUUGUGUAGCUGUAUUGCAUGGUGCAGAAGCCACCAGUGAUAUUGGGGAAGAAAGAAGCAAGCAGUUGCCUCAUUGCAAUUCACUAAAAGUGCUCAUGGGGGAGGAAAUGCAAUUCUUCAUUGAAGCAGCCACAGAGGAGGAAAAGAAGAAGAAAGUCUCCAAGAAGAUGGAAGAGAUCAAGCAGCCUUAUGUGCUUAACCCUCCCUUUUCUCCAUUUGCUCGGGUAUAGACUAAACCAGAUUGCUUGAUGAUGCAAAGUGGCUCUUUCCAAGAAACACAGAUUGAGUUUGGAUGGACUGGAAGUGAAAUGAAUAUUUAUUCAAAUACAACUGAAGGAUUACAAUUGCCUCAGUUUUUGGCCUAGGGUGACUCGUUCGUUAAAGUUUAGAGUUCUUGUGCAGCCUUCAAUAGCUUACGCCAUUAAGCUGAAUGGUUCACUUGAAUGAGCUGUCAAUUCUGCAGCAAGAGGCCAGAGGGUGAUUGUAUAUGAAGAUGACAGGAUCAUUAGAUGUGUAAUUUGAUUUGUUCUUCUAUCUCUACUAGUAGGAAUAGAAUAGGAAACUCAAUACUGUCCAUAAUAGAGAGGGAAAAGUACCAUUUUCAAUUGUUGAGAGAUAAGGGUUUUUGUUUUGGGGGGGGCGGGGGUUGGGGUCGUGGAUGUGGUGGGGUGGUCCUAUACUGUGUAUUAUACUGGGUAUAAGGUGCUAAGGGGAGUUAGACUCUGGGAGGGUAGUCUAGAAGCACUUGUUUACUAGUGAAUUUUGAGCAAGGUGGUUAAAAAUUCUAUAUCUCCAAAAUAAUAAAUUGUGGUUUAUCCCU